This is a messenger RNA of Solanum tuberosum (potato), 2716 nucleotides long. RefSeq names its product probable linoleate 9S-lipoxygenase 5. The record is from RefSeq and is a predicted model, not a curated record. Gene Ontology annotation, biological process: lipid oxidation. The transcript has 9 exons. Lineage: Eukaryota; Viridiplantae; Streptophyta; Magnoliopsida; Solanales; Solanaceae. Gene Ontology annotation, molecular function: oxidoreductase activity, acting on single donors with incorporation of molecular oxygen, incorporation of two atoms of oxygen; metal ion binding; protein binding. The coding region runs from base 1 to 2595 and encodes 864 amino acids.
AUGUCUUUGGGCGAAAUUGUGGAUGCCAUCAUUGGAAACACUGAUGGAAAAAAUGUGAAAGGAAGAAUUAUUUUGAUGAAAAAGAUUUUUUUGGACUUCACUGACAUAAAUGCUUCAGUUGGUGAUGAGGUUGUUGAUUUUCUUGGUGAAAAAGUCUCUAUCCAGUUGAUAAGUGGUUCUAUUCAUGAUGAUCCUGAAAAUGGUGUUGAAGGGAAACGCAGCAAUCCAGCAUACUUAGAGGAUUGGCUUACACACAUCACCCCUAUAAUAGCAGGGGAAUCAACUUUUAGUGUUACAUUUGAUUGGGAUCACAAAGAGUUUGGAGUUCCAGGAGCAUUCAUCAUCAACAAUUUUCAUCUUAAUGAGUUCUUCCUCAAGUCACUCACACUCGAAGAUGUUCCUAAUCGUGGAAAUAUCCAUUUUGUCUGCAAUUCUUGGGUUUAUCCUGCUUUUAGAUACAAGUCUGACCGCAUUUUCUUUGCAAAUCAGGCUUAUCUCCCAAGUGAAACACCAGAACCGUUGCGAAAGUACAGAGAAAAUGAGCUAGUAACUUUGAGAGGAGAUGGUACUGGAAAGCUUGAAGAAUGGGACAGAGUUUAUGACUAUGCUUAUUACAACGACUUAGGUGAUCCAGAUAAAGGCGAAGAGUAUGCUAGGCCUAUACUUGGAGGGUCCUCUGAGUAUCCGUAUCCUCGUAGAGGCAGGACAGGCCGUAAACCAACAAAAACAGAUCCUAAUUCCGAGAACAGGAUUCCAUUGCUUAUGAGCUUAGACAUAUAUGUGCCAAGGGAUGAGCGGUUUGGUCAUCUGAAGAUGUCAGACUUCUUGACAUUUUCCUUAAAAUUCACUGUGCAGUCACUUUUCCCUGCUUUUAAGGCUUUGUUCGAUAACACACCGAAUGAGUUUGAUAGCUUUGAGGAUGUACUUGAACUCUAUGAAGGAGGAAUCAAGUUGCCUCAAGGCCCUUUGUUGAAAGCCCUUAUUGAUAGUAUUCCUUUGGAGAUUCUAAAAGAUGUCUUUCAUUCUGAUGGUGAAGGCUUAUUCAAGUUCCCAACUCCUCAAGUUAUUCAAGAGGAUAAAACUGCAUGGAGGACGGAUGAAGAAUUUGGUAGAGAAAUGUUGGCGGGAAUCAAUCCCGUCUUAAUUAGUAGACUCCAAGAAUUUCCUCCGAAAAGCAAUCUGGAUCCUAAAAUAUAUGGCAACCAAAACAGUACAAUUACCAGAGAGCAGAUAGGGGAUAAGUUGGAUGGACUAACAGUUGAUGAGGCAAUCAAGGCUAACAUGCUAUUCAUAUUGAACCAUCAUGACAUCGUUAUGCCAUACUUGAGGAGAAUUAACGCGACGACAAACACAAAAACUUAUGCCUCAAGAACUCUGCUUUUCUUGCAAGAUAAUGGAACUUUGAAGCCUCUGGCAAUUGAACUAAGUUUGCCACAUCCAGACGGAGAUCAAUUUGGUACUGUUAGCAAAGUGUACACACCAUCUGAUCAAGGUGUUGAAAGCUCCAUCUGGCAGUUGGCCAAAGCCUAUGCAGUAGUGAAUGACUCGGGCAUUCAUGAGCUCGUCAGUCACUGGUUGAAUACACAUGCGGUGAUCGAGCCAUUUGUGAUUGCAACAAAUAGGCAACUAAGUGUGCUUCAUCCCAUUCAUAAGCUUCUCCUUCCUCAUUUUCGUGACACGAUGAACAUAAAUGCUUUAGCAAGACAACUCUUGAUCAAUAGUGACGGAGUUAUUGAGUUGACUUUUUUCCCUUCCAAAUAUUCCAUGGAAAUGUCAGCAGUAGUUUACAAAGACUGGAUUUUCCCUGAACAAGCACUUCCUGCUGAUCUCAUCAAAAGGGGAGUGGCUGUUGAGGACUUGAACUCCCCACAUGGCAUUCACUUACUAAUUCAGGACUAUCCAUAUGCUGUUGAUGGGUUAAAAGUCUGGUCAGCAAUCAAAAGUUGGGUAACAGAAUACUGCAACUUCUAUUACAAAUCAGAUGACACGGUACAGAAAGACAGUGAACUCCAGGCUUGGUGGAAGGAACUCCGCGAAGAAGGACAUGGUGACAAGAAAGAUGAGCCUUGGUGGCCUAAAAUGCAAACUCGACAAGAGCUCAUAGAAUCUUGCACCAUCACAAUAUGGAUAGCUUCAGCACUUCAUGCAGCAGUCAAUUUUGGGCAAUACCCUUAUGCUGGUUACCUCGUUAAUCGCCCUAGUUUAAGUCGAAUGUUCAUGCCAGAACCAGGAAGUCCUGAAUAUGAAGAGCUCAAGAAAAAUCCAGACAAGGUAUUCCUCAAAACAACCGUUCCUCCUCUGCAGACACUGCUUGAAAUUUCCGUCUUAGAGGUCUUGUCAACGCAUGCUUCGGAUACACUUUACCUCGGGCAGAGGGACUCACCUGAAUGGACAAAGGAUCAAGAACCAAUUUUAGCUUUUGAGAGGGUUGGAAAGAAGCUGAGUGAUAUUGAGGAUCAAAUUAUGCAGAUGAAUAGUGAUCAUCAGAAAUGGAAGAACAGGUCAGGACCUGCUAAAGUUCCAUAUACUUUGCUCUUCCCCACAAGUGAAGAGGGACUUACAGGCAAAGGAAUUCCCAACAGUAUAAAUAUAUAAAUACCAAAUAAAGUCUGUAUUUUCAGAAAUUCCAGUUACAAUAAGGGAUGUUAUGUUGUAAGCUCUUCUAUUCUAUAACAGUUUGUAUUGUAUUGUUAUUUAAAUAUAUUGUUUGUUUUGA